CAUGUACUGUAUGAAAGGGUUUAAGCAGGGGUAAAAUGAAAAAGACUUAAGUACAAGUUGUCUCAUGAGGCAUGUGAGGAGAGCUCAUCCUACUGUACUCAUUCAAGAAAAUGGAGGUAUGUCAACAAUUUCUUCCUUUCCUUCUCCUUGAUUGUUACUGCCACCUCAGUCUGCAGAUGUUGGAUAUCUAACCGGCGUGUUAGCUCCUAUAAAAUUGGUUAAGAAAACAGUUUCCAAAACCCCAUCACCAGAUCAAAUAACUGAGGAGUCUUUUCCUGUAAUUUCUACUGAAGACAUGCCCUCAGAUCUGUCACUUACUGAAAAGAGCAAUAAAGAAGAAAUUUUUGUUGUGUCAUCUCAACAGUUUCCUAACAGCCAGUGUGAAGAAACAGUGGAGAACGUAGCAGAGAAAACUGUUUACGUUCCUAAGAGUUCAUCUGGCUCUAGGAGAAGAUCUGCAGUCUGGAAACAUUUUUAUUUGUCUCCUUUAGAUAACUCAAAGGCCGUUUGCAUCCACUGCAUGAAUGAAUUCAGUAGAGGAAAGAAUGGUAAAGACCUUGGAACUAGUUGCUUAAUACGGCACGUGUGAAGAGUCCAACGUCUACAAGAGAAUGGAGGUGGUUCGAGCAUUCCCUCGCUGUACACGGCUCCUCCAACUCUGCUGCCACCUUUAUUGCCUUCAGAUGGUGAUCUGAAACCAGCAUCUGUUUGUUCUUCUCCAGAUAGAAUGAUUGAAGAAAACAAUUCACAUCUACCUUUGGGAGAUGCUCUCAUAGAAGACUCGUCAUUAUUGUCAUGUGAUGAUAUAGGUGAGGCUUCCUUAGUUUCUUCCCCUGAAAAAAGCCCUUUAAUAUUUGAACAUGGUGCUGUUUUUCAUCAGAAUAAACGAAUGAUGCGGAAACUUAAGUCGGAAGUGUGACAUCAUUUUUCUUUGUCUCCUGGGAAUAGUCUAAAAGUGGUAUAAAAUAAAUAAAUAUGUAGACACUGCAAUUGUAUAAUAAAUCAUGGAAGGAAAGGUGAUGUGGGCAAACUGAUGAGACAAUUAUAUAGACACCAUCCUGAACUCAUUGGUAUCCAGAAGAAUUUUAUGGAUGUGAGUUUAGCAAAUUCGCCUUAUGUGAUUCUGGCUUCUGCAGAAUGUUUGUCUUCAAAACUGACUUAAUUACCCACAAUGGUUACUAAUGAUAGUCAAGUCAUUUUUCCUCUUAGUAACAAAACCCCCUCAAAACUGUGGAAUCAUUUUUCAAUUUGUUCUGCAGAUUCAACUAAAGUAAUAUGUAUGCACUGUGGACGUACAAUAAGUCGGGGGAAAAAGCCAACCAAUCUAGGUACCAGUUGCCUUCUAAGACAUUUACAACGGUUUCAUAACAAUGUCCUGAAACCAGAUGCCUCAGAGCCAGUAUUGUCCUCAUCUACAAAUAGCCGUGUGCCACUGAGCACGGAUUUGUUGGGGACUUCAUCUUUUGAUGAAGCCACUGAUAAGUUUUCUUACCCUCACCCUGUUGCCAAAAUCACAAGUCUUGUAGCUGAAAUAAUCGCACUUGACCUUCAGCCAUAUUCUUUUAUAGACAAUAUUGGCUUUAAUUGACUGCUUGAAUACUUGCAGCCUCAGUAUUCUUUGCCUUCACCAUCUUAUUUUUCUAGGACUGCAAUUCCUGAUAUGUAUGAAAGUGUGAAACAAAUAACUGUUUCACAUUUUAAAGAAGCUGAAAGUGGAGCAGUUCAUUUUACGUCUGGAAUAUGGAUGAGUAACCAAACCCGAGAAUAUCUAACCCUUACUGCUCAUUUGGUAACAUUUGAGUCCAGGGUUCGACCACAAUAAUUACCAUUUUUCAGCUCUGUUACAUGUGUCACAGAUCGUGACUAUGGUGGUAUCAGCAUUUAGAAGCAACUAGAAUAUUGGUGGGAAGCUUGGAUAACAUUAAUCAGGCUUCAGAUUGGGACUACUGUAACAGAUAAUUAGACUAUAGGAAAAACUUUAAAUGAAGAGGAUCAUUCAAGUGUGCAGUGUUUUGGUCACAUAGUUACACAUAAUGAAGCUAUUAAAAGCCAGAGAAUGGUUCAAAACUUGCUUAGUAUUGCAAGAAAGAUUUGUGAACGUGUUCAUCGGUCAGCAAAAGCAAGAGAGAAACUGGCAGAGCUGCAGAAAGAGUAUCACUUGCCCCAGCAUCAGUUAAUUCAAGAUGUUCCAUCAAAGUGGAAUACAUCGUUCCAUAUGCUUGAAAGCCUCAUUGAACAGAAAAGAGCAAUUGACGAAAUGUCCAUAGAGUGCAGCUUCAGGGAAUUAAUAAAUGAUCAGUAGGAAGUGAUGCAGUCUGUCAGUCAUGCUGUCAAGCCAUUUGAAGUUGCAAGCAGAGAGAUGAGCACACAAAUGUCCACUUUAAGACAAGUAAUUCCAAUGAUUCACAUACUCAACAGGAAAAUUGAACUACUGUUUGAGGAAACAAUGGGUAUAGAUACCAUGCUGAAGUCUUUAAAAGAAGCUAUGGUGAGUAGAUUGUCUUCUACGCUUCACGAUCCAAGGUACAUUUUUGCUACUCUUUUGGACCCUCGUUACAAGGCCUCAUUAUUCACAGAAGAGGAGGCUGAACAGUAUAAACAGGACUUAAUCAGGGAGCUAGAAAUAUUAAGUGCUACCUCAGAUGAUGAGAAACCCUAG
Molecule: messenger RNA, 2659 nt
Organism: Gekko japonicus
Lineage: Eukaryota; Metazoa; Chordata; Lepidosauria; Squamata; Gekkonidae
Gene: ZBED4
Product: zinc finger, BED-type containing 4
Molecular function (GO): DNA binding
Source: RefSeq, a predicted model, not a curated record